This is a messenger RNA of Fonsecaea nubica, 687 nucleotides long. Its product is annotated as 6,7-dimethyl-8-ribityllumazine synthase. The transcript has a single exon. Gene Ontology annotation, biological process: riboflavin biosynthetic process. The coding region runs from base 1 to 687 and encodes 228 amino acids. The record is from RefSeq and is a predicted model, not a curated record. NCBI's taxonomy places the organism in Eukaryota, Fungi, Ascomycota, Eurotiomycetes, Chaetothyriales, Herpotrichiellaceae. Gene Ontology annotation, molecular function: 6,7-dimethyl-8-ribityllumazine synthase activity. Gene Ontology annotation, cellular component: mitochondrial intermembrane space; riboflavin synthase complex; intracellular anatomical structure.
AUGGCAACUCUCAAGGGGCCCGGUGCUCCUCAGAAACACGAUGGCUCCGGCCUGCGAAUUGCAAUAGUCCAUGCUCGGUGGAACACCACCAUAAUCGAAGCCUUGGUCAACGGUGCAAAGAAAGCCAUGCUGGCUCAAGGGGUGAAAGAGGAGAACAUCGUCAUUGAAACGGUCCCCGGAUCGUACGAACUUCCCCUCGCAGUCCAACGAGUCUAUGCGGCCUCCCAAAUACAGAGCACAGCGAGCGCAGUUGCAGGUGGCCUGGGCAGUCUCACGAGUGGAAUCGGAGACCUUCUGGGAGGCAGUAACUCGACGACAGAUCUGCAGGGAAGUCUACAACCAGGGCCGCCGGAGCCAGAAAAGAAAGACGUGAAAGGAUUGAGGCAUACCUUUGAUGCCAUAAUAGCCAUCGGUGUGCUCAUCAAAGGCGAGACCAUGCACUUUGAAUACAUCGCCGAUGCUGUGAGCCAUGGCCUCAUGAGAGUCCAACUGGACACCGGUAUCCCAGUGAUCUUUGGUCUCCUUACAGUGCUCAACGAAGGCCAGGGCCUGGCCCGAGCUGGUCUCGAAGGAGGCACCGGCAAGGAGGCUAAGGGACAUAACCACGGGGAAGACUGGGGCAAUGCAGCCGUCGAACUUGGAGUGAAGAGAAAGGGUUGGGGGGAAGGAAAGGUUGCUGGAACGUGA